This is a messenger RNA of Sipha flava (yellow sugarcane aphid), 1095 nucleotides long. RefSeq names its product ribosomal RNA-processing protein 7 homolog A. Gene Ontology annotation, molecular function: nucleic acid binding. Gene Ontology annotation, cellular component: UTP-C complex; CURI complex. The coding region runs from base 218 to 1018 and encodes 266 amino acids. Gene Ontology annotation, biological process: rRNA processing; ribosomal small subunit assembly. The transcript is spliced from 7 exons. Lineage: Eukaryota; Metazoa; Arthropoda; Insecta; Hemiptera; Aphididae. The record is from RefSeq and is a predicted model, not a curated record.
GCCGGCGACGCGCCCAGUGUGACCAGUAAUUGCGUGUCUAUUAGUUUCGCGCCUAUCUAUUGUUUACACUGUAACCCCCACGAUAUCGACAAGUGAUAGUACGUGAUAACGACCACAAUGCGUGUGUGUAAACACGACACCCGGAGUCCCAACAAGCCGGACGACAUGUGUUUUUAGUCCAACUAUUUAUCGUUUUUCCACUACUAUAAGUAUCACAAUGGAAGAAUGCGCCGGAUUUAAAGUCCUACCUACAAAAGUCAAUGAAAAGUCCACGGCUAUCCGUCACUUGUUUUUGAAAAUGCACGUUACCAGGGAAAAAUGUCCUCAAAAGCCUGAGUAUCAAACACUUUUUGUGGUUGGUGUUCCUGAGUUCUGCAAUCAAAAAAUUUUGACAAAUGCAUUUCGUUGUUGUGGAAAAGUCAAAUCUGUAUUCUUCCACAAAGAACCUACACCUAUUGAACCAGAAGUUAUAUCCUCCAAAUAUUUUCUUCCAGAACCGGUUAAAGGUUUCAAAGUGGCUUAUAUUGUAUUUGCACAUACAUCUGGUUUAGAAAAAGCAUUGUCAAUGAAAUAUACAGAAAGUAAACCUUUCAUAUUAUCAACACAAGCUUCUCCUGUCACAAAUAUAGUUCAACGAUGGUGUGAAAAUUACAAUAACAGUAUUGUUGACAUAAACGAAUUACAAUCUGAAAUUAAUACUUAUAUGGCAGAGUAUGACAAAACUUCAGCAGAAAGAAUACAAGUUGAAAAAGAAACAGUUGAUGAUGAAGAUGAAGAUGGAUGGAAAACAGUUACCAAAAAAGGAAGAAAUCCUGGAUUUGCACGUAAAGAAGCAAUUAAGAAUAAUAUUCUGAAAAAAGAAUCCAAGAAAAGGAGUAAGAAAAUAUUGAAAAACUUUUAUAGAUUCCAAAUUAAAGAGACCAAAAUUAAUCAAUUGAUGGAGUUACGUAACAAGUUUAAUAAUGACAAGUCAAAGAUUGAGUUACUGAAACAGAGUAGAAAGUUUAAGCCUUUUUAAUUUUAAUUUAAAUUUGAUGAAUUUCAACUUGAUUUAUUAGAAAUAAUUCAGUUUUGUUUCAAUAAACUGCAGUUUUU